AUGGUGCUGUGGGCAAAGGCCAGAGCAUGGAUGGCAGGGCCCUGGCUGUCCCUGUGGGGGGCACACCCACUGGGCACCAGAGCCGCUGCAGCCCCCCAGGCAGUGCUGCCCUUCGAAGCCAUGCCCCGGUGUCCCGGCAACAAGUGGAUGCGGAUGCUGCAGAUAUGGAAGGAGCAGGGCUCUGAGAACAUGCACCUGGACAUGCAUCAGACCUUCCAGGAGCUGGGGCCCAUUUUCAGGUACGACGUGGGAGGGAGACACGUGGUGUUUGUGAUGCUGCCCGAGGACGUGGAGAGGCCGCAGCAGGCGGACAGCCGUCACCCCCAGCGGAUGCUCCUGGAGCCCUGGCUGGCCUACCGAGAGGCUCACAGGCACAAGUGUGGCGUGUUCUUGCUCAGUGGUAGUGCCUUAAAGAAGCCCGAUGCCAAGAACCGGAACGCCCUCUAUGUUCCCUGUGCCGCCGAGGUCUGGUUUGAGGCCGUGUCGUCCCUUGCCCAGGGGCUGUCGCUUUCCUAG
Molecule: messenger RNA, 516 nt
Organism: Rangifer tarandus platyrhynchus (Svalbard reindeer)
Lineage: Eukaryota; Metazoa; Chordata; Mammalia; Artiodactyla; Cervidae
Source: the annotation of a GenBank genome assembly